This is a messenger RNA of Mesocestoides corti, 1251 nucleotides long. NCBI's taxonomy places the organism in Eukaryota, Metazoa, Platyhelminthes, Cestoda, Cyclophyllidea, Mesocestoididae. The record is from the annotation of a GenBank genome assembly.
AUGGCAGAUACGAUCCACAUUUCACGUGCUAGCACGGAGGAUGUUCACCCUGCCUGCGAGGAAAAACCAGGAGAAGACAAGGGGGACGCAUCGAUUCAGAAAAAUGCGGUGACUUUUGUUGACACCACCGACGCGACAAUCCUCACAAACGACCUUGACCAGGCGAUCAGAGCACCAAUCAGAUACAAAGCUGGAUGCAUCCUGCCAAGACCCAAUGCUGCCACGUCGACGUAUUUUGGACCUGAAACCUUCUUCAUCAAGGCCAGGCUCCAGUCAGCAAUCUUGAGCACUGCGCAGAGUUCAGGCUCAGUGAAGUCACUGGACUCCUCGUCGAAGCUACCAGGCGGCUUCAGGAGAUCGUUUGGUGGUCUUAACAGCCGAGAGAGGGUCAAAACGUCCAACGUCACCGCUUGUCGCUCCGCGCAGUUCAACCAGACGCUAGAACUGCCCCUCCCCAAGUCUUCGUCUAGACUCAUUCGAUCGAAAGGAGGUUCCACAACCCAGACGAUGCUUUCUCGCCGACGGUCGAUGUCAGCGUCGGAGAUGGAGUGUGCGCCGAUCCAAUUAGAGCUGUAUCUUGAACUGAAACAGCGCGGUAGACCCCUGUUGCGUGGACUCGGAGGCAAGUUCUGCAAUGACACUCUUGGACGCGUCUCCAUACCCUGCUCGCCUGUCUUCCUGCGGACCUUGGAAGCAGCUUCCGACUCCCGCAGCCACAGCGCCUCCUUCUCCAGCCCCAACGAGGACUACGUGACUCGAGUUGAACUACUCACUCCUGUGGGCACCAAGCCAAUCGAAGGCCUGCUCAAUCUCGCGAUGCAGUGGAAUCAGGCAACCAGGCUGCUCACGCUUCGUCCGAUCGAUUUGUCAUCAUUUUUUCUGCCCGUGGGAACAAAAAAGAUCGUGGCGGUAUUUAGCCUCAUGACGAACCACCAGGUGCUUGAAACGCAGGAAUCGAGACCUGCAGUGAAGGUGGCUUUGAAUCAGUGCGAGUUCCAUCUCACCGACGAAGUUGCCUUCAAACUGGAAGGCGGCAUGGAAUCGGGCGAGGUGUGCGUGGGGAUCGCGCUGGUUGCGACGAUUGGUGGCUUGAAGAGUGGCCAGGUUGUCAUUGGACGCCUGGUCGUCGGUCCGACCAAUCAGAACGCCGAAAGGGGCGCCAGCCCAUUGGCCUACGGCAGUGGCAUGCUGCAUUGGAAUGCAGUUGCGAGGCAUCGCGGAAUGAUCCGCCGCCGGCACUGGCUGUGCUAA